CUCCUCUCCACGCGUUCACCCACACCUGGGAACCCAACCCCCACGCCAUCAUCGUCCUGCCGUGUCUGUGAUCACUCAUCAGGGCUAAUCAGCACAGGGAGAGUCAACUUGUCCAGCACAAGCAAUUCAUGAACAGCUCGCAGCCGCCCGCGACCACAGAUAGACCUCACCGCCUAUUGCAGUAUGCAGGCUUGGCUAAAAAUACCUUCCAGGUAGACAGCGUGGUGAACUGUUCGUUCGUGGUGGAGGGACGGACAGCCCAGACGGCGACCCCAGAAGCGACCAGGCUCCGCGACAGCACCCCAAGCCAGCCAACAAACCACCCAACGCUGCAGCAGUUCGAGACACGAACCCAGCAGGCGAGGGCAGUCGAGACGCUGCGUUGGGAUGUUACAGCCUGUGACCGGGGCUUUGGAAAAAUCAGCUUUGACCUGAGGGCCGCCUCACAAUCAUCAACAAGAAGCUACUCGCCCCGUCGCCCAUCGCAAUUACUCGAGAACAUCAACCCCGUGCGUUCUCCACUUCGGGCUAAUGCACGCCGUCGCCGUGCUGGCUCCGGGCGGCGGGAAGCCGUGGUCGUACAAGGCGCGACGCUCUGCAUUAUUACUCAGCGCAUAUCUAGUACUGACCACAGACCCUUUGCUUUCAUAACAAAUGCUCCAAAGUCCAGAGACACAAGUCCCACAUCUUGACAAUUCGAUUUUUCACCGCCUGGCGCGCAUCAUCGGCAGACCAGUGUACACUGUGUAGUUCGGUGAUGCAAGCGGCCAAGCGGCAUGUAUGCCGAACAGCAUCUAUCGAUCCGCCCACCCGCUCUGAUGUCAUUACCCGAGCCAAACACGCCUCAACUCAGCACAAGUUACUGUGUUACACAGUACAACAAUACGUUGAUGAGCAGCGACACUGUGUGAAUGGCCAUGAUACACAAGUACAGUGAUAUACUAUUGUGUACGGAGUAGUUAGUUUGGGACAUGCCCCAACUUCAAGCCCUCGGCAUUGACAGCAAAGCGCCCCGAUUGCGGCCAGGUCUUCACGUGGACUCGUGGUGACACAAGGACACAGCCAGAGCUGUCAACGUUCGCCAACCUGCAGGAACAGGACAGGAAA
Molecule: messenger RNA, 1107 nt
Organism: Westerdykella ornata
Lineage: Eukaryota; Fungi; Ascomycota; Dothideomycetes; Pleosporales; Sporormiaceae
Exons: 3
Coding region: 129-692 (187 amino acids)
Source: RefSeq, a predicted model, not a curated record